Messenger RNA from Sphaeroforma arctica JP610, 2826 nucleotides. RefSeq lists its product as hypothetical. Gene Ontology annotation, biological process: establishment or maintenance of epithelial cell apical/basal polarity; heterophilic cell-cell adhesion. The record is from RefSeq and is a predicted model, not a curated record. Gene Ontology annotation, molecular function: calcium ion binding; metallopeptidase activity. Gene Ontology annotation, cellular component: protein-containing complex; plasma membrane. Lineage: Eukaryota; Ichthyosporea; Ichthyophonida. Bases 1 to 2826 code for a protein of 941 amino acids. The transcript has 2 exons.
AUGUUUCAGAUACGACACAUAUUCCUCUACAUUGUAGUAGUCGUUCUCUGCUUCGGUAGUAUUCUGGCACAGGAUGAUGUUGAUGAGCUUAGAAAGUACCAAAAAACAUAUGGAUUGAAGAACACUCCGCGCAAAAUCAAUACCAAGGCAUUCAAAGGAGAAAAUGGAAUCGGUCUGCGUGUUGUUAUCAACGCCCAGACCGUCGAUUUGAGCCUAGAACGAAACCCAAUAGCUCCGCUAGAUGGACACACUAGACAGUACACGUACAGGUGUUUCUCUGAGCAGUAUAGGAAUGAAAUGCUCUGCAGUGUAGCACUUAGGCCAAAUGGUGAUGUUCGCAGCAUGAUUGUGUAUUGGGGAGACGAGACAUGGAUCUUUGAAGGCAUCGGAGAUGGAAAGUCGAUGUUGUUUAGAGCUUCAGAUUUGGAAGAGUCUGGCUUCCAAGAUAUAGUCUUGUAUCCCCAGAACAAAAAGGCUCGAGCAAUGCAAGCGCGACGACACACAAAUGUGGACAAAACUUUACCGAGAAAUACUCAAUCAACAAUAUAUAAUGAUGACGAGCACGAGUUAAACGAAGUGUCCAAUUUUGGGUACACAUCCCACAAUAAACAUAGCCGGGCACGCCGGGCCAUCUACAAAGUCACACAAAUUAGAAUGACAUACGACAAGGUCUAUCUAACACGGCUAGCACAAUUGCAAGGAUUAAGCUCAUCGCAGGCUACAAUAUCACAAGCGGAUACUGUCACCAUGGUGCAAUUGAAUCAUAUGAAUACAGUUUAUGAAAACCAGGUAGGAAUAACAUUCCAACUAUAUCCAAAUUCCCGGGUACCAGGAUCCGCAUUUGCGAAUGGAAAUUACGGAACGAUCUCCGAUGGUAGCGCGAUACUUGAUUCUUUCGGCGAUGAUAUCAUUGGCAACGUUGGUGAUCUAAAUGUACUGAUGACUGGCCGGAAUCUAAUUAACAAUGUCAUUGGAUUAGCUUGGGUUAGUGGAGCCUGUGACAAAUCCUACAAUUCGGCUGUAUUGGCGCCACUCACCCUGCACGGUCUCUUCAUCUCCCAGGUAUCGCUUUUCGCGCACGAGGUAGGUCACAGUUUCAACUGUCAACACAAUACCGACCCUACAUCCUUGAUGUACUACUCAGAAAAUGGAUCUUUAAUGUUUGGUAGUACGAGUCGGAACGUGAUAGCUGCCCAUGUGAGGGAAGUCGAGGCCAAUAUAUACGGAUGGUAUCACGACCAGUGUUUCGAGGUGCAAUCUGUCGAUGAUAACUCCCCGUGUGAAAGUAACACAUGCGGUGCCGGCGGUACCUGUGUGGAGGUUGGUAGCUCAUACACUUGCCAAUGCAAUGCAGGAUUCAGACUUUCUAACGAUGGAUUCAAGUGCGAAGACGCUCUCGAUCAGUGCGUUGGUAAUCCAUGUGGCGAGGGAGGUGAUUGCUCGGAUGGCUUGAAUACCUACACAUGCAGUUGCAAAAUCGGCUACACACUCUCCAAUGACAAAAAGUCGUGUAUACACGUAUGUGCAAACAAGCCUUGCGGUGGUGGAACAUGCUCAAUAUCAGGCAAUGAUUAUAGUUGUAUCUGCGCCGGCACUGGUAUGGAAGGACGAAACUGCGAGACAGAUGUUAAUGAAUGUGUAAGAGAUGCGCCUUGUGCGCACGGAGAUUGUGUCAAUAGUGUAGGAUCUUUCGGAUGCGUAUGCGAUGCAGGUUAUAGUGGUACUCUUUGCGAUGUUAACACAAGGUGCGACGCAACUCCCUGCAUGAAUGGUGGCGAGUGCUCCCCGAGCAACUCGGCCGCUGGAUACACUUGCAAUUGUUACGGAACUGGCUUGACCGGACAAUAUUGCGAAACUGACAUUGAUGAGUGCGCAAGCACACCCUGUGUGCAUGGAGAGUGUAGAAAUGGCAUCGAUUCCUUCGUAUGUGCAUGUCAGACUGGAUAUGGUGGGAUACUAUGCGAACAGAAUCAAGAGUGCGAAACAGGUUUCUGUUGGAACGGAGUCACGUGUCAGACUAGUGACUCAGCAGUUGGGAAAACCUGUACCUGCGUAGAGGGAUAUGCAGGGCCCCAGUGUGGGACGCGUAUUGGGACGUGUGCCGACGGUGAUGCGUGUCUGAAUGAUGGACUUUGUACCACCAAUGCAGACAAUACAUACAACUGUGAGUGCCCCCCCGGAUAUAAAGGUGCCAGAUGUGCACAGAAUAUCAAUGAGUGUAUAACGGCUAACACGUGUGUAGUGGACAAUACAGUGACGUGCCGGGACAAACACCUUGGCGUGGUGUGUGAGUGCAAACCUGGCUAUAGCGGAGACAACUGUCAAAUAGACUCAUGCACGUGCCUAAACGGCGGCACUUGCGAGUUGGAUCACUAUGGAGUGGACAUGUGUAGAUGCCCUUUGGGUUAUCACGGUACCAGUUGUGAAAACCUACCACUAUUGAAUCGUAAUCAAGAGAAUGCUUGCGCGAUGAAUGAAAACCCUUGCAAUGGUAGAGGAAACUGCCGCAAUAAAGACAUAGGAGAUGAUCUCACAGAACCCGAGUGCAUGUGCUUUGGCGGAUUCGACAGCGGACAGACACAGACACGGCGACAGCCACGGACACAGAAACAGGCACACAGAGUCACAGACACAGGCACAGUCACAGACACAGGCACUGACAUAGACAAAGACACAGACGCACAAACACACAGACACGGACACAAACACAUACGCACACACACGGACACACACACACACACAUAUACAGACACGGAACGGACACGGACACGGACACAGACACAGACACAGGCACAGACACAGACACAGACACAGACACAGACAUAG